UUCCCUUUCUUCUCCUUCCUUCGAGGAAAAUAUUUCUUUAUGUCUUUUCCUCCUAAUUAAGCUUUAUUCUCUUUACGCCCUAUAUAUAAAUACCUUAUAUGUAUACCUCUAUUUGAACUCAUCGUUAGAGACCUGUACACCCAUCUCUAUUUGAUAAUGGGAUCGCAAAAUGGGGUUGUUUUUGAGGACUUUUUUCCGGCCAUGGUGGAGAAACUAGGUGUUGAGGGGUUCAUGAAGGAGCUGUGUAAUGGGUUUCGGUUGUUGAUGGAUGGGGAGAAGGGAGUGAUCACUUUUGAGAGCUUGAAGAGGAACUCCGAGUUGCUUGGGUUGCAAGAUAUGAGCGAUGAGGAGGUGGUUUGCAUGCUGAGGGAAGGUGACUUGAAUGGAGAUGGAAAUCUUGAUGAAAUGGAGUUCUGCACUCUUAUGUUUAGGUUGAGUCCUGGAUUGAUGAAGAGUUCUAGGAAUUUGUUGAUUGAGUCCAUUAUUAGUGAAAUGUGAGCCAUGUUAUAAUUUCAUCCAUUGUCAAAAUUACAAUGUAGCUUUGUCUCUUUCUUCUCUUUCUAAUUCUUCUUCCUCUGGUUUAUAUCAAUGAGAAAUUCUUACAAAAAUAAUCUUUUUUUUAACCA
Rubroshorea leprosula is the source of this 626-nucleotide messenger RNA. The record is from the annotation of a GenBank genome assembly. Lineage: Eukaryota; Viridiplantae; Streptophyta; Magnoliopsida; Malvales; Dipterocarpaceae.